Molecule: messenger RNA, 3901 nt
Organism: Oxyura jamaicensis (ruddy duck)
Lineage: Eukaryota; Metazoa; Chordata; Aves; Anseriformes; Anatidae
Gene: TNFAIP2
Product: TNF alpha induced protein 2
Exons: 12
Coding region: 1-2370 (789 amino acids)
Biological process (GO): exocyst localization; exocytosis
Cellular component (GO): exocyst
Molecular function (GO): SNARE binding
Source: RefSeq, a predicted model, not a curated record
AUGGGACAGGUGCCACCACCACCGACCACCUCUCCUGUCCGGCCGGCCGGCUCCCCCGGCGGGGACUUCUUCCCCAGCGGAGGGGAUUUCUCGUUUCCCUGCGGUGCGAGCCCGUCUGGGGAGCGGAGGCUGCGGGCGGAGUUUCCCCGGCUUGGGGCUCCCUGCGAGGCCGGGUCUCCGCCUCCGCGCCCUCCCCUUAUAGCCGGGCUGCCCCGGGGCUCCGCAGCCAGCGCCACCGCCGCCCUCGUCGUCCUCGCCGUGGUGCCCGGGAGCCGCAGCAGAGCUAGAAGGAAAAUGAUGAAAAUGUUACCUUUUUCCCAAAGUGGUCCCAUUGGAAUACGCAAUGGAUCAGCAGGUUGCAUCAAUGUAAAUGGGCAGCUGGAAAACCCUGCAACAUCAGUAGCUGAGCAAGUCCCUGCCUGCCCUGGUUCUUCUGGAGACGAGAUCUGGUCCAGGAACCAGGAGAAGAUGAGUGAAAGGCCAGAGGCAGCUGGCAGAACUUCGCGGGCGUCUUCCAUCACGAGCACUGGGAGCUGCACCUCUGCUGGGGACAGCCUGGAGAAGGGGAAGAAAGGAAUCAAGGGAAUGUUUACGACUGCAUUUAAGAAGAUGAUAAAGACCAGGACACCCAGCAUCAAACAAAUCAUGGAUCUCCUUGAAAAGCACAAGCUUUGUGAUGCUGCCCUACAUCUGAUUGCCCUGGAGAAGAGCAUAUCUAGCAAAAGCGAGGAGCGACUAAACACCAGGCAACAAGACAUCGAGUCCAUCAGCGAAAUCCUGAAACACAAAGUCUUCAGCAUCUUGAAAGACUCUGUACUUCUAGCAAGAACAAACCCAGAACUGCUGCAGCAAGCAGUAGAGGUACUGAAAGAACAGGAGAAAGAAGAUCAGAAUUGCCUGUCGGAGAAUUUGCCUGACCAAAAUGUGCAAUUUAGACCCAGAAAAUGGAAAGAGCUUUGGAUGGCUACAGUGAAGGAGUCAGUAGAGGCUCGAAUGAAAGACACAAGUCAUACUCCCAGAACUGAGAACCUCUCUUCAGUUGGCCAAAACCUCCUGCACAUGGGGAAGACGAUGAAGGAAGAUUUGACAGUAGUUGCAAAAUGCAUUAGACAGCUUUAUCCCCCUGAGUUUAACGUGUUCAGUACAUAUGCAGAACUCUAUCACCAUCAUUUUGCCUCCGAGGCAAAAAAAGCAGCUGAGUCCCAGCUGGAAGACAAGGAUGUCUACCUUCUCCUCUCAUGGGUGCACAACAUUUACCCAAAAGAUAUGAGGAAAGAUCCUGUUUUAGCAGAGGAGAUGGAAAAAGUUAAGCUUGGAAGCCUUUUGCCAUCAAGCCUGAGCAAAGAGCUUGAAAGGAAAUACCUUGAGAGUGAAGAGGCAACCAUCAAAAAUUCACUGAACAAAUGUUUAGAAAAGGAAAUCGAAAGAUGGAAAGAAGACAAAGAGCCAGAGAAACUAAAUGGGCAUUUUCAGAGUGAACUACUAGCAAUAUUUGUUAUCCAGAGCAUCUACAACGGCCAGAAGCGAGCCAAGGAGGUCAGCACAGCGCUGGGUGACGAGCUGUCACAUCGGCUGUCGAGGGAGCUGGCUGCCCUCCUGAGAAGCUACAAGGACGCUUUUGAAGACUUUAAGGAGAAAGGCAAGAAGCACAGACACUACAGGCCGAUUCUGAUUGCAAACAUUAACAACUGCGGGAAUUUCAGAGACUACACAGAGAAAAACAUGGCAGAAAAGGACGACAACAAGGACAGGAUCCUUAGCACCCUCAGGGACAUCGAGACCAGCGGCUGUGACGUCCUGCUUCAGCAGCUGUUUGUCCAGCUGAAGCCAAUUUAUAAGAAGUUUACAGAAAACAAGUGGGACUGCAGCAAUAAAAUUAUGAAUGAGAUCAUUAAUACCACCAGCAACCACAUUUCAGAGUUACGGACCCUGAAGGACCCUUUUUACAAUGCCGUCGUUGAGAAGAUCCAUGUCCGCUUGGUGAAAGAUUACGUCGUGAGGCUGCUGAAGAGGAAGGUCAGCCUGAAAAGUGCAGCGCAACAGCAAAACCUGGCCCAAAGCAUCUCUGUGAAUGCUGCCGAACUGGAAGCCUUCUGCACCAAAAAUGGGUCUCAAGCCACCUGGCUGAAUUCAGCACUCCCAAAACUGGCUGAAAUCAUCCGGCUUCAGGAUAUAGGCGCUAUUAAAAUUGAAGUUGCGACGCUCGCCACGGCAUACCCAGAUAUCCGCAGAAGGCACCUGGAAGCUUUCCUGUAUAUCAAAGCCAAUUUGUCGCGGGGAGAACUCAGAAGCAUCCUGGGCUACCUGGCAGACAGCACAGUGUCCACACCGCCCAGCAACCCGCUCUUCUCCAGCAUAAACCUGUCCUAGGUCGGGGCACCCCUCAGCACCCCGUGCACUGAGCUGUGGGCAAAGCCAGUGACUGUCCCCUGCAGCAAUGCUCUGCAGGGCUCCGCCUUCUCCUACGGCAAGUACUUUGUCCUGGUCUGGUGCUCAGUGUCUCUGUGGGAAGCACCAUCCACUGUGCGCGGCCAUGGAAGGAAAGGUGCCCAAAAAAAGACCAAGGAUGCUCCUCGCACCAGAAACGGACACCCUCCGAGGUGUCACCAUGUUCUCUGCCCAGACACUGCCCUGGUGCUCCGACCUCUGCCUACCUCACUGGGUACCGUGAAGGCCACGUCACUGACUUCCCAUACCAAGCCGGCGCCUCCUAUGUAGCUUCUUUUCUGCUAAAGAAAGGGAACGAAAUGAAAACUGAAGCUAAAAUGCAGAGAUGCUGGAAAAGCCCCAUGAGAGCACGCUUGCCCCCCAGUCUGUGAUUCCUGAUGUCCCACCAUGCUGCAGCACCCCCAGUGGCCCCAUGGAGCCAUGUUGCCUGGGGGCAUUAGGGUUUCCAAACCAGUCCCAGGAGCCCCAGCUGUCCCCAUAGCAGCAGUCUGGCCCAGGCUUCGUUCACCUCCAUGAGGUGGGAGCACCUGGAACCACUGGUCCCUUUCAGUGGCCCCAUCUAGUGCAACUCUACUGGGGUGGCACCCCUCUAACAGAGGCUUGGGAUCAAACUGCAUUGCAGUAGAGCCUGUAGGCUGAGUCCCACCUUCUAGUAAAGCACUUCAGGUAUUGCUUAAGCCCUCCCUAUGGAGGAAAGGACAUUUCCAGACCCUGUGAACUUUGUGAGCUUUGAGUGGGUGGUGGAUCCGGACUCAAAUGCCAUCAGAAUGUCUUGAGGUCCCCAUCUGCAUCACCAUGCGCUCGCUUGCUCUUUCCCCUCUUGCUGUAGGGUUGGUUAGAUGUGCAAACAUGAGUGUGUCUAUUGUGAAACUACGUGCUGUUUUUACAGCCCAUUUUGCGGGGGGAAAUGAAUCACUUGCCAAAACAACAUGUGUUUCAUAGAAGACCUUUCCCUUCUGUUUUUCUUUACUUCAACUUCUGUAUCAGCCUGUAGAAAGUCAGUCUGGAAGGAAGACACAUAAUGACUGUGCAAACCAUGCAAUGUAUUUAUAUGCAUACACAGUAUACCAUUGGUGUAUUUUUGCAACCAAUUUUAUUUUUUUUCUCAGUUAGAGAUAUUCAUUUGCAAUGUUUAUAUUUAAACAGUAUUCAAAUACGCUAGGAGAGCGACUCACUUAUUCUGUCUCUGGCUGCUGUUUACUGCAUUGCCUCAUGUAGACCCACAUACUGCAGUUCUUCCACUGCUCCCAGCCUGCUGCUGCCAGGUCAGGAGGUGAGGGGCACCCUGUGUUUGUGGUGUCUGUUGGUCCUGUAGCCUGUCUCUCCUUACUCUCUGGAGCCCGGACUGCCAUAUGUGCUGCAUCUGUGGUAUCUGGUACAACAAGGUCCAAAACAUCAGACCUGAGGCGCUGCCAUGGUCUCAAUGUUGAAUAAUAAAAAGAUUUGUAUUUGA